Pieris rapae (cabbage white) is the source of this 2964-nucleotide messenger RNA. RefSeq names its product protein croquemort (gene SCRB3). NCBI's taxonomy places the organism in Eukaryota, Metazoa, Arthropoda, Insecta, Lepidoptera, Pieridae. Gene Ontology annotation, molecular function: scavenger receptor activity. The transcript has 12 exons. The record is from RefSeq and is a predicted model, not a curated record. Bases 271 to 1761 code for a protein of 496 amino acids. Gene Ontology annotation, cellular component: membrane; cytoplasm.
CGGUUGUAAUCUAGUGUGAGUUUGUGAAAUUCAUUGCAAUAAUUAAUUAACUUCACAAUGAACAACCGAUACAAGUUGAAACUAAAUACUGGUGUAGGGUGGACGUAUGUUUAUGUGACCUUAUUAUCUUGCAAAUAAUUGUUAUCGGUGUAUGUAAACCUACAACUGUUUGUGUUAAAUUAAAAUUUUAUGCUGACUCUAUAUUCUGGUGAAAAUUAAACAAAUGUGAUUUUUGCACGUUUAGCUUCAUUUAUUUGCACAUAAGCUAAGAUGGUUUCGUCAGGGAAGAAGAGUGGAUGCUUGAUGGGCUGCGGCUCGGUAAUGGUAGUUGUCGGAGCUGUCAUGGUGAUAUUUUGGCCAACAUUGUUCUUCAAUCAGCUAAAAAGUAUGAUGAUCCUCUCGGAAGACUCGACUUCUUUCUCCAUUUGGCGAGAAGUUCCGAUUCCAAUGUACCUGGAAUGCUACAUGUUCAAUAUCACAAAUGUGGAUGAAAUAAUCGCUCGAACAGCUAAAACUGUUCAAGUGGAACAGCUGGGACCCUACGUCUUCAGAGAAUCACAUACUAAGGUGAAUUUGACAUGGAAUGACAACAGUACUAUAACAUUCUACAACCAGAGAUAUUGGCAUUUUGAACCGGAAAUGUCAAAUGGCUCCCUCACAGAUUCCAUCACCAGUCUCAAUCCUAUAGUUGUGACGAUAGCAUACUUCAUGCGUCACAGCCACCCGCUAAUCAAAGUGACAGUUGACGUUUUCCUCCGCACGCUACACGAGCACAUGUUCCUGUCGGCGCCUGUCGCCGAUUGGCUGUUUAAUGGCAUCGACGAUCCGGUACUGAGAAUUGUAGAACAUUUCCCGGACCUACCAAUUAAUAUUCCUUAUGACAAAUUCGGAUGGUUUUAUAAUAGAAAUGGUUCCCGGGAGUACGACGGUAUAAUGUUAAUGAACACGGGUGCGACUGAUUUUAGUAAAUUAGGAAAUGUUGAAAAGUGGAGGUAUUCGAACACGACUAUGUAUAGAGACGAAUGUGGCGAAGUCCGGGGCUCCACGGGAGAACUAUGGGCGCCUGAGUUAGGACAACCUGAAGUUACGAUAUUCGCUCCUGAUAUAUGCACAUAUAUGAAUCUCGCAAAGAAUGAUACUGUCACGGUAUUGGGUAUCGAAGGCAUGAUGUACGUCGCUAAUGACUCGGUAUUUGACAACGGAUAUAGGUAUCCGAGAAUGGCAUGCUACUGUGACGAAGUUCGAGAUGAGAACUGCCUUCCACCGGGAGCCCUAAAUGUGUCUUCGUGUCGUUUUGGAGCACCAGCUUUUGUCAGCCGGCCUCACUUCCUACGUAUGGACUCCUAUUACCCAAGCAAGAUUAGUGGACUUAACCCCACAGAAGACAUGAACUUCCGCCUGGCCCUGGAAAUGUACACUGGUAUGCCGUUGACUGUAUCAGCUCAAUUGCAGAUAAAUCUACUCGUCAGACAUAUAGGAGGAAUCACUAUAAACAAUCAACUGCCAGACGCAGACACUCUUAUGCCGAUGUUCUGGUUCCGCCAAGAAGUCAGGAUGAAUGAAGAGUACGCGAAGCUCGCCCGUUUCGCCCUGAACCUGCGAUAUUAUAUGCCUGUUGGCUUUUAUGCCCUUACGGGUAUUGGUGUGAUAUUAUUAUCUGUAGGCAUUUGGAUAAUACUUCAAAAGUUACUUAGAUCGUCCGAAUCGACGCCCAUCCUCUCCGGUGCGUCACAGGAAGACGUUUCGGUGGCGGAGCGGUAGUCAUCUGUCACACGAUACCGGUAUUUACCGGUAUUAAUAGCGGCAAAUGUGUGACGCAGUGUAAAAAAUGGCUGAAAUGUAAAUGGACUUAUGUAUGAAUGAAAAGUAUUUUUUGAAAAAUGGACCGUAUUUGUGACGAGGAUCAAAAUUAAUUGUGGUCUCAAGAUUUGUGAAGUGUUAAGUGGGACGCGCUUAUGACACCAUCUUAGCUUGGGACUUCGAUUACAAAAGUGCAGUUUCUAUGUGCGCACAAUAUGACGGCCUGUGUCAGGCACAGGAGGCUGAUCACCUUUGCCUAUUAGAUUGAUCAUGACAGACAGACAGAAAUCUGAGGCCCAGACCUAAAAAUGUUGUAGGGCCACUGAUUUUUUUAUUUCGAUUGUAACCCAAAAAUUAUUUACAUUAUGAUUGGCAAAUCUGUUUGCCUUGUCACUUUGACAAUAAGUGCCGUACUGACAUUUGACAACUAGGUCUUUAAUGACAUACACGUAUGUCAGAUUUAUUAACUUUGUGACGCGAUUUACGCUCAAGUAUUAAGUGAAGCCGUUAGAAGGAAAUUUAUACUUUACGUAUAGUUUCAUUCCCUGUCUAUAUUAGAUACCGGUAUUAUCGGUAAUUAUUAAAAACCGGUAAUACGUAACGGAAAAAAUAUUAUAAAUGGAUUUGCAGCUCAUUUGUGAUAUUACCAAUGUAUGGAUAUUUUAAAUUAGUCUGUUUAAUAAUAUUUUUUAUUAUUUUCUUGAAUUUAUAUGUAUUUUUUUAUAGUUUAUGUAUUUUUUCUUGACAUUUUAUGUAUUAAAUUAAGUGAUAUUUUUCUAUAUACUAUGUUUAUUUAUAUUAUGUUAAGUUUUAUUAAAUCUAUAUAUAAUUUAAAUACACAUUAAAGUGAAUAAUAUAGUCCUGUCCAGUCACCGACCUUCUUUGUCUUUACCUUAGUGAGUGAUAAAGACAAUAUGUCAGCUCAUCUUAGUGACUUUUAUAGAGGCAUAGCGACAUGUUGUUAAAUGUAUGAAGUAUUGUAAUAAAUCUCUUGUUGAAGAUAGCGAUCAAGUGUUAUUUCCAGUUUUUUUAUAUAAUAAAUAUAUACUUGUUACAUCAGUUAUAGUUUAAUGUAUGCACCUUAAUACAAAUCAUUAGAAAAUGAGACCCAUUACCAGUGUGAACUCUGGAGUUAUUCUAAUUGACAUAAUGUUACCACUAUUG